CCCACCUGCCUGUCCUUGAGCCCUGCAGCCUUUCUCUGGAAUGACCGUCUUCUGCUGAACGCUACAGCAUGAUGAGCUGGGUGGUAAAAGUUGUUCCCCAGCCCCCAGCGCCUACUGGGAAACUGGUAGAGGAGGACAACACCAAUGCUUCCAUGGCAACGGACACUGUAGCGAAAAAGGAGGAAGUUAAACAAGAACCCAACCCUGCCAAGCCAAAAGAGGAGGUCUCAGAGGAAAACAGCUCUAAGACUGGGGUUUUGAGUUGGCUUUCUAAUGGGUUCAACAGUGCUCUCCCUCAGCCAGUGAACACCUCUAAACUGCAAGAGGAAAAUGCAGUGAGCAACAGUAAAACAUUGGAAGAGACUGGAAUGAUAGGCUUGAUUGUGCAGGAACUGGUAAAAGUGGUACCACAGCCAGAUGAGAAAUGCAAGGGUCACACAGAGCCAGAGGAGGUCACUGAGGUGCAUGAGAUCAAAGACCUUCAUGAUGCUGAGCCACUCCCUCACAUUCCUGUGGUGGAAAUUGUGUCUGAUGAGGAGCCAGAUGCUGCCAACACGCUCUUCUCGCCAAGUGUAAUAGAAUGGAUCAUGCAUGGUUUUGAGAAGAUAAUCCCUCAGUCUCCUAUCCACCUUCAUCCUCCCUCCGAUUCUGAAACCCCAGCACAGAGGGCUGUGUCUGCUCCAGUGACACCCUGCAAACAACAGCCAGCCGCACCGGCACCCAAGGCUGCACCUACACCCAAAACUGCAACAGCUCCUGCAGCUCCAGCUCCAGAGCCACACAAAGCUGUUGAGGAUUCAAAAGGCUCAAGACUACAGCAAGAGUGUGUGGCAGAGGACCUGGCUCAACAGGCUGCAGAGUUGGCUGUCAGAAAGCUGGAGGAAGAGCACAGCACACAGAUCAACACUGUGCCAAAAAGAAAAGAGCCAGACACUGAGGAUCAGAAGAUGUUGACCAAAGAUAAGAAGCCUGCAGAUGAGAAGGGAGAGGUUAAAGAAACAGCUGAGAUAAUUCCUCCGCAUCCAGAGACGCCCAAACUUUAUAAAGCUGCCCUGAAGGUUGGCGCAGGAGAGACUUUCGCCAAGCUGAAGGAAGUUUAUAAAGGAGCAACCCUAGAGCCAUCCACUACUGCCUCUGGCGGUGCCUCUACAGGUCCAGUUCCCCCUCCUUCCCCCAUCCACCGGCGUUCUCCAAUUCCCCGACCUCGCUUCCCAGAUGAAGAUGACAUGGUAUCAGAGACCAACGACAGCACCAUGAUCAUCCGCAUGACUCCCCGUGUAGAGGGAGAGGAAAUCCUCUCUGUGGAAGUCACCCCUGUGGAGAGACUUCUGGUGGGCACAGAAGACCCAAGCAAAACUGAAGAAGAGAAGUGAGAUAAAAGAAAAAGAGAAAGUAUAGUGUAGGGAUAAAAGAAAAAGUGUAACGGUAGCCAGCUGACAGAUAGCUAUGCAAUAUGUAUAAACCUCACUCUCCUGACCUCAAGAGGUGCACUAGCGACUAGAGGCUUUAGCCUCCUUGUUAGCGCACCCGCCUCCCAUGCCGGGGACGCCGGUUUGGGUCACGUACGGAGCGGGUAGAACAGGAGCAUCACAAAAGCAAGCUUGAAGAAAAGCCCAGUUUGUGGAACCCUCUUGCUUUUUGAUCAGGUCCUGGAAAACUGUGCUAAUUCUCUACUUGUCGUAGUGUUCAGAGUCCCAUUUUGUCAAAAUACUAUCACUGAACUUACAUUUUCAUUGACAUUUUUAGAUAAAACAGCUUGAUGUAGUAAGAACACACAGCUCUCCCUCUGGUCCAAAAAAAGAGCAUUUAUUGAAAUUGAGCUACAAAAAUGACUGCACUUUGAUGCAUACUACAACAUUUACCAAAUGUCCACUGAGUGUUGUUAAAAGUGAGUUACAUUCUUCCCUGACAGAUUAAAUGUUGUUUAAAUGUAAUGCUCUAUCGAGUUUUAAAUCAGCAUAACCAUGAACCUAAACCUAAAAAUACAAUUGCUAAAGCAACCACAUCAUUCUGUAGUGAUUCUAUGACCCUUUUGCCUCAUGUGUCAACUCGCAUGCUCUUCAGGACUCCAAUCCUUUGCAUUGCAAGUGCAACAGUCUUUCAGUUGAGCUAUCAUGGAAUUUGACCGCACUUGAACAAGCUUGUAUAUGUAGUUAGUUAUGUAAUGCAAACAGUAGACUAUAGUAAAAGUGUUGAGAUGCCAAGAGACAGCAUUGUGUGAGUAAUACAGCAAAAAGUAAGUGUUUAUGAACUGAUAAUCUGCCCUUUCACUUAUGAUUUGUGUGAAAGGGAAUAAAUGUCAGUGUUGUUUUAGCACCUCAAGUGUUCAUUUCACCAGGAAACCGCCAUGAUACAUACACAAACAAGGCAAGUGAAAAUCAUUUUGCAAAUAAGCAUAGUAUCGUGGUUCUGUGAGUCCAGGUAGCGGACUGAAAUGAAAACAAUAUUUCUAUGAUAUGACCCUUUAAGGACAUAGUUGGCCUUAGGUGCCUAGAACUAAAACACUAUUAGGGUCCGCAGAACUCCCUGUGUAAUGGAAAGUAACCUUGACUAUUUUCCGCAGCACACUCUGCUCUAACUACAAGACUGCUGCUCUGCAUCUUAUUCCAACACCAUUGUCUCUUACGCUAUUGCCUUAGCGGAAUCCCACUGCACAGACAGAUUGAUAUUGCAAUGUUACCUAUUAUUUCUGGUUAAACUGUAUAUGCUGACAGAAUUUGUUUCCCAGUCCCAUUAAAUACAUUGUGUUAUUGUUAAAGUCAAGUAAACUGUAUACAUUUGUAAUGCUCUCUCGGAAAAGACUUUAUAAAUUGCCUGCACAAUGCAGGGAUGUUAGUUGCAUCACAUGGUGAAAAUAUGCUAUUGUUUUUGUGGGUAUGCAGCUAGAUUGUCUAAUCCACUGUAAAGAGCCCUUACUUCACUGCAUUUAUCUGAUACCCCGCUGAUAUGCCCAUGUGUUUGGAGAAACACUCUGAGUACUAAUCAAUUAGAAAUGAUUUUUCACUCUUUCCAGGUCAGUUAAUGCUGAACUGCUAGUGUGACUAGGCACCAAAUAAUCUAUAAAUGGAAAGUUACAAAAUUGUUUUUGUUUGUGUGUGGAAAAUACACAGCAAUGCCCUCAUCAUAAGGUUUUAGACUGCCCUGAUUUCUUCAUAACAGGUUAGAAGAUGAAUGAAGAUGAUUUCAUUAGAAUGAAAUCAAGAUUUGUCAGAUAAACAGGUAGUCCUGCCACAAACUCAAACCAGUGGUUGAGCCAGUGUUGCUGUGUCGGGCUAGUCGGGACACUCAAACAAAUGAGUGAUUGUGAAAAUUUGUGAAACAAAUGUAAAUCAUUUUGGAUAAAUAUCCAAGUUAAAGACAGGCUCAGACAUGCACACUGACAGGAAGGUCUCCGGAAGAAUGAAGAGUUUGUCAUUGUUCCUGUCCUGCUCUACAAGACCAGAGGCAGGAAAUAUGAAAAGGCAGGAAUUUGACAGACAAUACUGGGUUUGGUGAAGUGAAUGAGUAUAGUCUUUACUUGUCUGUAUUUAAAUGUGGCAUACAGGGGCUAUUAAAAUAUUUUGAUUUGUAUAGUGAAUUCAGUGAGCUUCAAGACAUAAAUGAUUAUAAAUAUAUGAGGGAUAAACCUUUGAAUAUAAGAUUAAUUCAUUACAUUUAUUUUUGAGUAGGAAUUAAACUCUUUUCAUUCAAAUCUGUAUAUCAAAUACAUUAGCCAUAAGAUCUAUAAGUUAUUUCUUGGAAAGCUUUGACUUUUGUUGAUAUCACACAUAGGUUCCAAGUCCUUUACUGUAUUUUUCUAAACAAACGUAUGCUGUUUUUGUCAGUCAACAUAUUGGACAAAUUCAAAUUUGUCAAUCUAAGAAAUGUAAAUGAUUUGCUGCAAGUCACAAUUGUUAUGGAAUCAUGUAGGCUAUUAAUCACUCAAAUGUUCAUUGGUUGUUAAUAAUUUAUUUUCAUUGGAUGAUAUACAGUACAUUGUAUCACACAAUGAUAUAUAAGCUCUUAUGUGAAAACAAAGAAAUGUCACUGUAUGUGUGUGUGUGUGUGUGUGUGUGUGUGUGUGUGUGUGUGUGUGUGUGUGUGUGUGUGUGUGUGUGUGUGUGCGUGUAUUUAUCACUUGGUGGGUACCAAAUGUCCCCAUAAGGAUAGUAAAACCCGAAAUUUUUGACCUUGUGGGGACAUUUUGUCGGUCCCCAUGAGGAAAACAGCUUAUAAAUCAUACUAAAUUAUGUUUUUUGAAAAUGUAAAAAUGCAGAAUGUUUUCUGUGAGGGUUAGGUUUAGGGGUAGGGUUAGGUUUAGGGGAUAGAAUAUAAAGUUUGUACAGUAUAAAAACCAUUAUGUCUAUGGAAAGUCCCCAUAAAACAUGGAAACACUACGUGUGUGUGUGUGUGUGUCAAUAAUAAAGGCUUUCAUCUUCUUGUGUUUUAUAUAGUCUAGAUUUUCUUUCU
Messenger RNA from Xyrauchen texanus (razorback sucker), 4449 nucleotides. Its product is annotated as fibrous sheath CABYR-binding protein-like. The record is from RefSeq and is a predicted model, not a curated record. Lineage: Eukaryota; Metazoa; Chordata; Actinopteri; Cypriniformes; Catostomidae. The transcript is spliced from 15 exons. Bases 69 to 1373 code for a protein of 434 amino acids.